Lindgomyces ingoldianus is the source of this 1239-nucleotide messenger RNA. Its product is annotated as HAD-superfamily hydrolase. Gene Ontology annotation, biological process: glycerophospholipid biosynthetic process. The record is from RefSeq and is a predicted model, not a curated record. NCBI's taxonomy places the organism in Eukaryota, Fungi, Ascomycota, Dothideomycetes, Pleosporales, Lindgomycetaceae. Bases 1 to 1239 code for a protein of 412 amino acids. Gene Ontology annotation, cellular component: mitochondrion. The transcript is spliced from 2 exons.
AUGGCCACCAAGACACCCAUAACAAGCAUUUUACGAGUGGCUUCAAGAUGCAGAGCUCCAUUGCUAACGCCACAGUCAUUUCUGAAGUGCAGUAACCCCCAAACACCGCCCCGCUGCUGCUUCCAUUCUGCACCGACCCCUCCACCGUGCCUUCCCGAAUUCGCAUUUGCAUUCGACAUCGAUGGCGUUCUCGUCCGAAGCUCCGACCCUCUCCCUCGUGCCCACAAAGCCCUCUCCUACCUCCAGUCUCAGCGCAUACCCUUUAUUCUCCUCACUAAUGGCGGAGGCAAACACGAGUCGGACCGUGUAGAUGACCUUGCCAAGAAGCUCGAGGUCCCGUUAGAUACAAGCAUGUUUGUGCAGAGCCACACGCCCUUUGCUGACCUGGACGAGUACAAGAACAGGACAAUCAUGGUAGUUGGUGGGGUCGAAGACAUGUGUCGGCGGGUGGCAGAGCGAUAUGGGUUCAAGACAGUCGUGACACCAGGUGACAUUCUAACAGCGUAUCCCGCCGUGUGGCCCUUCUCCCAGCAGCUCCUCCCCUACUACGAGACCUUCUCACGACCUCUGCCUGCCCCCAUCGAUCCCACUUCGCCGUCUACCUCCCUCAAGAUCGAUGCCGUCUUUGUGUACAAUGACCCCCGGGACUGGGGACUGGACACCCAGGUCAUCAAAGAUGUACUUUUGUCACACCAAGGCAUUCUGGGAACGCUCUCUGAGAAGAACGGAAACACUGCUCUGCCAAACAAGGGCUACCAACAAGAUGGGCAGCCUCCACUCUACUUCUCCAACCCAGACCUCCUAUGGGCCGCAAAGUACCAUCUCCCACGGCUAGGACAAGGCGGCUUUCGGGAAGCUCUUGAGGGUGUAUGGGCAGCGUUGACAGGUGGAGAAAAGAACGGCGUUGAGUUGAAGAAGAUCGUAAUCGGCAAACCGCAUCGGCCGACAUACGAGUUCGCAGAGAAGCGACUAGUAGCUCACCGAAAGCGCCUUCUUGAACAGAAUGACGACAAGUUAAGAAGCUUGAAGAGGGUCUACAUGGUAGGGGACAAUCCAGAGAGUGACAUUCUAGGCGGCAACAGCUACAACAGCCCGCAUGGCACAGACUGGGUCAGCGUGCUCGUCAGGACUGGCGUUCAUGUGGCUGGAACAGUGCCAAAGCACACGCCGCGGAUGGAAGUCGGAGAUGUCUGGGACGCCGUGAGCUGGGCAGUAGGACAGGAGAAGUGGGCACUAUGA